This is a messenger RNA of Amphibalanus amphitrite, 2843 nucleotides long. RefSeq lists its product as uncharacterized. The transcript is spliced from 2 exons. NCBI's taxonomy places the organism in Eukaryota, Metazoa, Arthropoda, Thecostraca, Balanomorpha, Balanidae. The record is from RefSeq and is a predicted model, not a curated record. Bases 70 to 1632 code for a protein of 520 amino acids. Gene Ontology annotation, molecular function: zinc ion binding; nucleic acid binding.
CUUUUUGCACGGCAAAAGACUUGGUUAGGUUUCUCUUGAUCUCUGUCACCGAUGGGAUAGAUCAGGAGGAUGGGGCCAAGUAGGGCCAGUAAGAGAGUGCGAGAGGACGACACGGUUGUUAAUUUCUGGAGUGAGGAUGAUGAUUCUGGCAGCUAUCUUUCCGUUAAGCUGCAGUCCGGGCAGCCUCUGAAGGAAAGAGGGUGGCCAUGGAUUCAGAUGUGUGUCCGUGGGAUUCUAGGAUCCAAAGACAAAGUGGACAAAGCAAACUUUUUGAAUGAUGGUAGAUUACUACUUAAAACCAAAGACAGUGCCCAAACCGAGAAACUAUUGAAGGUGUGUAAGUUCGGAGAUGAGGCGUGUGUGAUCGAGAAGGAUGAAAAGCUAAACCAGAGCCGGGGGACAAUCAAUGCCCCUGAUCUCAUGGGCCUUCCUGAGGAUGAAAUCGUUGGUUGGUUGUCCAGCUUCGGGGUGGUUGCCGCCCGUCGAUUCACUCGGAGAGUGGGCAAUCACACGGAGAAAACCCCCAUCAUUCUACUGACAUUUGACAGGCCCACAUGUCCUUCCAGACUUGAAUUUGACUAUGUGGUAUACCAGGUUCGCCAACACAUUCCCAACCCACUUAUAUGCCUGCAAUGUGGGAAGUACGGCCAUAUGCAGGCAAGGUGUCAGGUUGAGGCAGUGUGCCUUAAGUGUGGUGAGCAGAAGCACGAGGGCACAUGUUCCCAAACAUGCAUCCACUGUGGCGAUGGCACACAUGACUGUCUUUCCCGGCAAUGCCCCAAGUGGAAAAAAGAGAAAGCUAUUUGUGAAAUCAAAGUCACCAGGGAUGUUUCCUACGCCCAUGCGCGUCGAUUGUAUGACAAGGAAAAUCAAACCCCAAACAUUAGGCCCUUCACCACAGUGGUGCGGGGCAACAGUGUCAGUGAUACUCCGUCUGAUCCAUCCCUCAAAGCACAAGUGAGCACUAUCGAACAGAAACUGGACAAAAUGAUCACCCUCUUUGACAGGUUCUUACAGCUCCAGACAGGACCAGGGAGGAGUGAUGUCAGUGCACGAGAGGAAAACCAAAGAGGGCAGGGAACCCCGGUCUCUGGACAACCCCCUACUCCAGCAGCUACAGCCCCCAGGCCUUCGGUGCAACCCAAUAUUGACCAAGACAGUGAACAACAAAGGCCCUCCGAGAUGAUGGACUCUCAGGCUCUAACCAUCUCCACCAUGUCCCACUCGGAUACAGCCCAGGAUGUCCCUCAGAACAAUCCUGACACAAUGGACUCGCAGGCUGUAACAGGUGGUUCCCAGGAAUCCCUGUUCUCAAUGACGGGUUCCCCACCCUCUGCAGUGCCGGACCCGGAACCCCUGACUGAACCAUUGACCGAUGAUUGGGACACAACCUCACAGCAGAGUGCCAGGCAGAGUUGGAACCCACAGGAACCCCAGUGUUCUGAGGCAAAGCUAACUCCUGAACACUCCAAGGAUAGACACAGGGAAUCUUCAUCUCCUGGAUGGCUAGGAGGACUCUCCGACGAGAGUGUCUCCCCAUCCCCUCCAAUAGGACUCAGGCGACAGGGAGGCAGUGCAGGAAGGGGCCGGCGUAUGCCGAGCCUCACCAGGAAGCCCCCCGCCCCUACCUAGUUCAGAGGGAGAGAGAAAGGAGAGAGAGGUAGAGAGGCAGGAAUUUACAGAAGGCAACUUUUUUUUCUUCUUUUCUUCUCUUUCUCUUUCUUUUCCUUUUCUUUUUUGGUGACAGGGGCCUGCUGUGGCAGGGCCCGUGAUCUUGGUGUAACUAGUGAGCAUUUAUGGUGUUAAACAUACUACAAUGGAAUGCCCGUGGCCUGAUUGGCAAAUGGGCUGAGGCUAAACAUAUGUUUACAUGUGAUCCAUAUGAGGUGAUAUGUGUCCAGGAGACCCAUUUCAUCCAAAACGAUAAAUAUUCUUUCCACAUCCCCUACUGUACAGAAUACAGUGACUUUGCUCCACAAGGUGACAGGCGGGGCGGUGUCACUAUAUAUGUGUCUGACAGGCUGCCUCACCGUAGGCUUCAUAUACAAUCCACGUUACAAGCGGUAGCUUGCACGAUUCGGGUGAACGAUCGGAGCAUAACCAUGUGUUCCUUGUAUUUGCCACCUAAUGACCCAUUCUCAUUCCAGGAUUUAGCACACCUGCUCUCUCAGCUCCCUACCCCAUAUCUUAUUUGCACUGAUGCGAAUAGUAAGCACUACUUGUGGGGCUCAGAUCGCUGUGACCCUCGAGGUAUAAUUUGGAUGGAUGUUGUGAAUUACCAUGAUCUUCGCAUUCUCAAUGACGGCCAGCCGACUCGACUGGAUGAAGCCACUGGUGCAGAGUCCCAUAUUGACCUGACCCUGGUUUCCAGUGAAAUUGCUCACCUGUUUGACUGGACAACAGACAAGGACUUGCACGGCAGUGAUCAUUUCCCGAUACAUAUUCGUCAUUGCCAGUCUUACCCCUCCCCUAGUUUACCACCCAUAUUCACCGGGUGGAAUGUGAGGAAAGCUGAUUGGACGAUGUUUCAGAUGAGCUGCGAUCUACAAUUUGCUGACAGUUUGGGUCUCCAAAACUGUGCGAAUAUCACACAGACUAUCAUUGACACCGCGAUGACGUCUGUUCCUUCUGGCUUAAUCCUUCCCCGGCAAUUUCCUCCCCUGGCAUUUGUCCUUCCCUAGGUUUUUUCCUUUUCCGGCUACCCACAACCCUGCUUAGUUACCGCUUAGUACCUACCAACCCCGACACUACAUCGUGGAAGAUCGGACAGUUGAAUGCAAGAAACGAAGAAGUUGGACGCUAGGGCCUGACGGCUGCGCGCCCUAACCCACAAAGAAGAAGAA